This is a messenger RNA of Halteromyces radiatus, 519 nucleotides long. RefSeq lists its product as uncharacterized. The transcript has a single exon. The coding region runs from base 1 to 519 and encodes 172 amino acids. Lineage: Eukaryota; Fungi; Mucoromycota; Mucoromycetes; Mucorales; Cunninghamellaceae. The record is from RefSeq and is a predicted model, not a curated record.
AUGAUAAAACAGUGGGCUUUAUUGGUUUUCUUCUACAUGGCAUGUCUCAAAAUUGCGACUAUUCAAGCAUGUGUUGAUUCCUCACAAAUAACAGUUGGUUCAGAGCACAAUAUUUACUGGUUGGAAGGAAAAAUAAAGAGGUACUUGUACCCUAACAACGGUAAAAUAGGUACUUACGGUAAGCCAUCCGAAGCAAAGCCUUUUCAAUUUUUGUCUGGUAAAUGUCAAGGCCAAAGUGGUCAACCAUACUAUUGCAAGAAAUCAGGCGUGUUUGCUAGCGGUGACCUAGUAAUCUUAGUCUAUGGAAAGGAGUGUUUUUACCCUGGAGCAGGAGCUUUUGAUCAGUGCUUUGGUAAUGGUCUUCAGUCAAAUAUGCAGUUGACCCUUCUUGACAAUAACUAUAAGGAUAAUGGCUGUAAGGGAUUCAAGCUUAGGUUCAAAGGUGGCGAUACGUUUGGUAGCGAAGGUGGAUAUUUAGCUGGAAAUGAUGAACAUCUUAUUUUUUACCUUGAUACAUGA